Monodelphis domestica (gray short-tailed opossum) is the source of this 7750-nucleotide messenger RNA. The record is from RefSeq and is a predicted model, not a curated record. NCBI's taxonomy places the organism in Eukaryota, Metazoa, Chordata, Mammalia, Didelphimorphia, Didelphidae.
UCCCUGCUCCCUCCCAAAGCCAACAAGCAGUUCCAUUGGCUUAUACAUGUAUCAUUGUUCAAAACCUAUUUCCGUGUUAUUCAUAUUUGCAGUAGAGCGAUCUUUUAACAUCAAAACCCUAAUCACAUUCCUAUUGCACUAUGUCGUCGAUCACAUAUUUUUCUAAUGCAUUUCUGUUUCCACGGUUCUUUCCCUGGAUGUGGAUAGCGUUCUUUCUCCUAAGUUCCUCUGGAUUGUCCUGGAUCAUUGCAUUGCUACUAGUAGAGAAGUCCAUUACAUUAGAUUGUGCCACAGUGUAUCGGUCUCUGUGUACAAUGUUCUCCUGCUUCUGCUUCUCUCACUCUGCAUCAAUUCCUGGAGUUCUUUCCAGUUCACUCAGCAAUCCUCUAGUUCACCAUUCUUUUCAGCACAAUACAAUUGAAUUAACUUACAAGAGAUUCAUUGUAGCUCCAAUUGAAACAAAAACUUGGAGUGGGGUACAAUCUCUUAAGUUAGUAGUGGGACAUAUUUGUUUUCUAUACACAUUCAAAUUUCUGGGGCUUCAAUUAUUAUUUUACUUUGAUUAGAUUAUAAUAAUUUGCUUUGAAAGGAAAAGGCAGGGAAAGGAUUAUAACACAGUUUGACUUCAGGUAAGAGUCAGGGUUAUUAAUCAGUCAUGUCUUUCCCUUUGAAUGGUGGAUAUAGUUCAAUGAUCUAUCAGACAACUAUACCUGAAUUCAUAACUCUAAAUUAAUAUUAGCUGGCUUUAGCAUUGCUUUUUUUUUAAUUUAAGAAGAGGAUUGGGUUGGGUGGAUAAUGAGCUUUGUUUUUUGAAUGCAGAAUUUGAGAUGGCUUUUGAGUCACCCUGUUAACACUUGUGUGAAGAGAUACUAAGAAGCAGAUGAUUGAAUAGCAGCUGCUCGGUGAUGUAGCAGAAGGAUGGAAGCAAGAAGGAAGUGAGCCAGAGUCAUUACAGAAACAGAAUGGCAGCAGCAACAAAGUGAGAAAAUCCAGAAAGGAGUCACAACGCAUGUAGCCAGUAGCUGUAGAGUAGAACCUUGAGUCAUAGAAAGAGAAUGAAGAAACAUGGGGCAGGGAAACAUGGAGUGGAGACAUCCCAGAAAAGAAAUGCUUCCUGCCCUCAAAGAACAUAUCCCUGGGGAACAUGAUUUUAAAAGCAUUGAUAUCUAUGUUUCAUUAUAAUUGGUUUCCUUUGUAAUGUUAUCAUGAAUUUCAAAACAUCCUGAGAAGAGAUCAUUAGGCUAUAUUGCCUAGAACAUUCAUAAUACAAAAAAAGUUGAAAACCCCUGAAAUCAGGAUAUAAAAAAUGCUCAUAGAUGUAUCCAUAAGAAAAAAUGAUUAGAGAGCAGUCAUAAAUGAUGAGAUAGAGAAGACUUCACAGAGAAGGCAGCCUCUUAACUGAGCCUUGAAGUAAGAUAAGGACUUUAAGAUCCAGAGACAAAAAAGUGGUUGUUCAUUUGAUGAACACUAUAGCAGCUGUGGCUACAGUGUCGCUCUGGGGACCAAUGGAUUUACCUGGGAGCAAAUUAAUACUUGGGAAAAACCAAUGUUGGAUCCUGCUGUGCCCACAGGUUCCUUCAUGAUGGUGAACAGCUCUGGUCGGGCAUCUGGACAAAAAGCUCACUUGCUUUUGCCAACCUUGAAGGAGAAUGAUACACAUUGUGUCGAUUUCCAUUACUACUUAUCUAGCAGAGACCGAUCUAGCCCUGGAUCAUUGAAUGUUUAUGUGAAAGUUAAUGGAGGACCACAGGGCAACCCCAUCUGGAACGUGUCAGGGAUUGUGACAGAAGGCUGGGUGAAGGCGGAGCUGGCAAUCAGCACCUUUUGGCCACAUUUCUAUCAGGUUAUAUUUGAGUCGGUAUCUUUGAAGGGACAUCCUGGCUACAUAGCAGUGGAUGAAGUUCGGGUCCUUGCUCAUCCAUGUAGAAAAGCACCUCAUUUCCUGCGACUUCAAAAUGUUGAAGUGAAUGUGGGACAGAAUGCAACAUUCCAGUGUAUUGCUGGGGGAAAGUGGUCCCAGCAUGAUAAACUGUGGCUCCAGCAAUGGAAUGGGAGAGAUACUGCCCUCAUGGUCACCCGAGUGGUCAACCACAGAAGGUUUUCAGCUACAGUUAGUGUGGCCGACACAUCUCAAAGGAGCAUCAGCAAGUACCGAUGUGUCAUUCGCUCCGAUGGUGGCUCUGGAGUCUCUAAUUAUGCAGAAUUAAUAGUAAAAGAACCUCCCACUCCCAUUGCUCCUCCUGAGUUACUUGCAGUUGGGGCCACCUAUCUGUGGAUUAAACCAAAUGCCAAUUCCAUAAUUGGAGAUGGUCCCAUCAUCUUGAAGGAAGUGGAGUACCGUACAACCACAGGCAACUGGGCUGAGACACACAUCGUCGAUUCCCCCAACUACAAGCUAUGGCACCUGGAUCCUGAUGUGGAAUAUGAAAUCCGAGUGCUGCUCACCCGGCCAGGUGAAGGUGGGACAGGGCCCCCGGGACCCCCGCUGACCACCAGGACCAAAUGUGCAGAUCCUGUGCAUGGUCCCCAAAAUGUGGAGAUUGUGGACAUCCGCUCCAGGCAGCUGACCCUACAGUGGGAACCCUUUGGAUAUGCAGUGACCCGUUGUCACAGCUACAACCUCACUGUCCAGUACCAAUAUGUUUUCAAUCAGCAACAGUAUGAAGCUGAGGAAGUCAUCCAGACAUCAUCCCACUACACCCUGAGGGGCCUCCGCCCAUUCAUGACCAUCCAACUGAGGCUUGUGCUCUCCAACCCAGAGGGAAAGAUGGAAAGUGAGGAGCUUGUGGUGCAGACAGAAGAGGAUGUUCCUGGAGCUAUUCCACUUGAAUCUAUCCAAGGAGGGCCUUUUGAGGAAAAGAUCUAUGUCCAGUGGAAACCUCCCAAUGAGACCAAUGGCCUGAUCACCCUCUAUGAGAUAAACUACAAGGCUGUGGGCUCCCUCGAUCCAAAUGCUGACCUUUCAAGCCAGAGGGGGAAAGUCUUCAAGCUUCGGAAUGAAACCCACCACCUUUUUGUGGGACUGUAUCCAGGGACAACCUAUUCAUUCACUAUCAAGGCCAGCACAUCCAAGGGCUUUGGGCCUCCAAUCACUACACGUAUCGCCACCAAAAUCUCAGCUCCUUCGAUGCCUGAGUAUGACACAGAUUCACCUUUGAAUGAGACAGACACAACCAUUACUGUCAUGCUGAAGCCUGCCCGGUCCCGGGGUGCACCUGUCAGUGUCUAUCAGCUGGUCGUCAAGGAGGAGAGACUUCAGAAGGCUCGAAGGGCUGCAGACAUCAUUGAAUGCUUCUCAGUGCCUGUGAGCUACAAGAAUGCCUCUAGCCUGGAUUCUCUACACUAUUUUGCAGCUGAAUUGAAGCCUAUCAACCUGCCAGUUACACAGCCAUUCACUGUGGGGGACAAUAAAACCUACAAUGGCUAUUGGAAUGCACCUCUCUCACCUUUGAAGAGUUACAGCAUCUACUUCCAGGCUUUGAGCAAAGCCAAUGGAGAAACCAAAAUCAACUGUAUCCGACUGGCAACCAAAGCAGUAAUGGGUAGGCAACAGGUGACCACUGGGACUCCAUUCUACCUCCUGAGCACAGGAGCAUCCACACAGAACUCCAAUGCUGUGGAACCUGAGAAACAGGUGGACAAUACAGUGAAAAUGGCCGGAGUGAUCGCCGGGCUCCUGAUGUUUGUGAUUAUCCUCCUGGGUGCCAUGCUCACCAUCAAGAGGAGAAGAAAUGCAUAUUCCUACUCCUAUUACUUGAAACUAGCCAAGAAACAGAAAGAGACUCAGAGCAGCACUCAGAGGGAGAUGGGGCCGGUGGCAACAAUGGACAAGACCAAUACAAAGCUGAGCACUGCUAGGAAUGAUGAAGGUUUUUCCUCCAGCACUCAGGAUGUGAAUGGAUUCAGCAGUAGCCGUGGGGAGUUGGCCCAGCCUACACUGACCAUCCAGACCCAUCCGUACAGGAGCUGUGAGCCGGUAGAAAUGUCCUAUCCUCGGGACCAGUUCCAACCUGCAAUCCGAGUAGCAGACCUAUUACAGCACAUCACACAGAUGAAGCGGGGUCAAGGCUAUGGGUUCAAGGAGGAGUAUGAGGCAUUACCUGAGGGGCAGACGGCAUCUUGGGACACAGCCAAAGAAGAUGAAAACCGCAAUAAGAAUCGAUAUGGGAACAUCAUCUCCUGUAGGUGCAAAGAUGACCACUCAAGAGUCAGACUGCUUAUGCUGGAUGGAGACCCACACUCAGACUACAUUAACGCCAACUACAUCGAUGGAUACCACCGACCUCGUCAUUACAUUGCUACUCAAGGUCCAAUGCAGGAAACUGUCAAAGACUUUUGGAGGAUGAUUUGGCAGGAGAAUUCAGCCAGUGUCGUGAUGGUGACAAAUCUCGUAGAAGUAGGAAGGGUGAAGUGUGUUAGGUAUUGGCCAGAUGACACAGAAGUUUAUGGAGAUAUUAAGGUCACGUUAAUUGAAACAGAACCACUGGCUGAGUAUGUCAUACGCACGUUUACUGUUCAAAAGAAAGGCUACCAUGAGAUCCGUGAGAUCCGGCUGUUCCACUUCACCAGCUGGCCUGACCACGGGGUUCCGUGCUAUGCCACAGGUCUCCUGGGCUUCGUCCGGCAGGUGAAAUUCCUCAAUCCUCCUGAGGCAGGACCUAUAGUGGUACAUUGCAGUGCUGGUGCAGGGAGAACAGGUUGUUUCAUUGCCAUUGAUAUCAUGCUUGACAUGGCAGAAAACGAAGGAGUGGUGGAUAUAUUCAAUUGUGUGCGAGAGCUCCGAUCCCAAAGGGUCAACCUGGUACAAACAGAGGAGCAGUAUGUAUUUGUCCAUGAUGCCAUCUUGGAGGCCUGCCUUUGUGGCAACACUGCCAUUCCUGUGUGUGAAUUCCGGUCCAUAUACUAUAAUAUCAGCAGACUGGAUCCACAGACCAAUUCCAGCCAAAUAAAAGAUGAAUUUCAGACCCUCAAUAUUGUGACACCCCGUGUCCGGCCAGAAGACUGCAGCAUUGGACUCCUGCCAAGGAAUCAUGACAAGAACCGAAGCAUGGAGGUCCUGCCUCUUGAUCGCUGCCUCCCCUUCCUCAUUUCUGUGGAUGGAGAAUCAAGUAAUUACAUCAAUGCAGCACUAAUGGAUAGCCACAAGCAACCGGCGGCCUUUAUCGUCACUCAGCACCCUCUUCCCAACACUGGAGCUGACUUCUGGAGGCUCGUGUUCGAUUAUAACUGCUCCUCAGUGGUGAUGCUGAAUGAGAUGGAUACCGCCCAGCUCUGCAUGCAAUAUUGGCCAGAGAAGACGUCCUGUUGUUAUGGGCCCAUCCAGGUGGAGUUUGUAUCAGCUGACAUUGACGAGGACAUCAUCAACAGGAUAUUCAGAAUCUGCAAUAUGGCAAGACCACAAGACGGGUAUCGUAUCGUCCAGCACUUGCAAUACAUUGGCUGGCCUGCCUACCGGGACACUCCUCCGUCCAAACGGUCCCUUCUAAAGGUUGUCCGGCGACUGGAGAAGUGGCAGGAACAGUACGAUGGGAGGGAUGGACGAACUGUUGUCCACUGCUUAAAUGGUGGGGGACGAAGUGGAACCUUCUGUGCUAUCUGCAGUGUGUGUGAAAUGAUCCAACAGCAAAAUAUCAUUGAUGUGUUCCACAUAGUGAAAACAUUGCGGAACAACAAAUCCAACAUGGUGGAAACGCUGGAUCAAUAUAAGUUUGUAUACGAAGUCGCACUGGAAUAUUUAAGUUCAUUUUAGCCUAAUGGAACAGGGAACCCUCUGGUUUCUCAAAAGACCCCUUUUCUCUGAAAGGCAGUAACCAGGGAAUAAAGAGUGAGAGACUGGACAGAUCCUGACACAACAGAGAAGACUUGGGGAACCCGCUUUUCUCUGUAGCACUUACUACUUCGUCAAUGGUCUCUUGUUUAUCACAAGAAGCUUAGAGGCCAAACAGGAGAGUCUACUUUCUAAUGGCCCCACAUCUGCAGCACCAUGUUGGAUCUUCCUCACCUGCAACUGGAGCAAUUGGAAUUUCUGACCCCAAAGCUUGCGCUUCUUUUGUUCUUUUCAAGUUUGUGAAUCUCAUGCUACUGUCCUUUGGAAAAGCCAAACCCAAUGGGAGAGGAGAUAUGAAAGGAGGGAGGCAUGUGUGUCCUCUACAACACCCCUUUCCCAUGGGGUUGUUUAUUAAGAGCACAGAUCCCUUAUCACGUGUGAGGAAAAGAGUCAGGUCCCUCAAAGUCAUUGCUCUGCUGUCUUUUCCUUCUGGAUCCCUGGGUACCCUCAAGUCCAAUGACCUAGACUGGCCCACCUGGGCCAAGCCUCCAUGUGCCAUUGCUGCCGCAGUGCCAGACUUCAGUGCACCCUCAGCGCGUCUCACACACACACACACACACACACACACACACACACACACACACACACAUACACACAUACACAACCUGCAUGUGGCCCUGUUCCAUUGCCAUCCCCCAAGCUUUGACCUCAGCUUUCUGUCUUGUUAACAGAACCAGGGCCAAACGCAGAAUACUGUUAAUAUUAUUUUCUGGGCUUUUGUGGUCAACUGGGGGAUGCUCAAAAGCUUGUCAGUCCUUUUGUGUGUGUCCUAGAUUGUGCCUGCCUCUUGUGUCGCCAAUCAGGCAUCUUGACCCCUGAAACUAAAGGGGAUUCCUAAGUGGUGGCCUACUGAGUUUCUAUGAUGAUGCCACUCCUGUGAAGGGGACAGCAAGUUUGAGUUCCUCAGCAGUUUUGCAGAGUAUUUUUCAGCAGUGUACCUGAAAAGAGAACAUUUUUUCAAUGUAAAAAAAAAGUUCAUUUUAGCCUAGUGGUAUGUAUUAGUUUCUCAUCCCAUAAAAAUGGAAAUGUUUGCAAGCAUAUGACUAGAAGUUGUGUUAGCUGACAAUGGGGAAUUUGAAAGGUUGGGUAAUGAAUCCAAAGGAGACUAGAUUCAAAAUGGGACCAGGAGCUAGCUUUGGUGAGUUACUUUGGCUCAAAUUGUGGUUGUGCUUUGUUUCUUUUAAAUCAAAUACUUUUCUAAAUAGCUACUACAAAGAGGAGGAAAGCCAGAGAAGCCCAGGCCUAUAGCCUGCUGCCAUCUUGGUAAAGGCAAUAUGUGGUUAUCAUUGGUCCAUUUGCUUUCUGGCCUGGUAGGGGGGUAGAAGGGAUCAAUUCUGUGCCCCAAGCACAGGGUAGGCAUCUUGAAGAUAUUUUCCUCAACUUUUAUUUUCUAAGUCUCCACAGAUCUGAUAAGAAUGUCAAGAUUCAUUGUUUCCCCCAAACAAAAAGAAUAUAAAUAAUCCCAUAGGCCUAUAAUUUGGAUAUCUUGUAAAUGAAAAGGCAUUUCCCUUUUCCUUCCUGGUACCGCUCCCCUGGCUGAUUCUCAAUUUCACACUUUUCUAGUUCAGUGCCCUCCUGGCUCCUGGAGAAGUAGUGUGCUAUUUGUGUAAUAAUUCCUACACCUUCCCAAUUCUCUAGCUAGGGAGAGAUUUCCUGGUCAGAGCUUCAAGCACCUUCCUUGGUAUGUCUGUCUGAUAAAGCACAAUAAUAAGGUGGUAACAGGGGUACUGGGAUGCCCUUGUUUCUCAGGGUGCCAGUUUGACCAUGCUUCCCUUCUUGGCUUAUCUCCCGCCCCCCAAAGGCCUCCACAUUCCCACUCCUGCCUCCUGAAAUUUAGACUUUCUUUCCUAGGGUUACAAGACUUGUGCUCUGGAAGGGGGAUAAGGCUUACAAUUAAUCAAUAAACAUUGAUUAAGCACUUAC